This is a messenger RNA of Vicugna pacos (alpaca), 3516 nucleotides long. It is a transcript of the gene CNPPD1, whose product is annotated as cyclin Pas1/PHO80 domain containing 1. The record is from RefSeq and is a predicted model, not a curated record. Gene Ontology annotation, cellular component: cyclin-dependent protein kinase holoenzyme complex; nucleus. Gene Ontology annotation, biological process: regulation of cyclin-dependent protein serine/threonine kinase activity. Gene Ontology annotation, molecular function: cyclin-dependent protein serine/threonine kinase regulator activity; protein kinase binding. NCBI's taxonomy places the organism in Eukaryota, Metazoa, Chordata, Mammalia, Artiodactyla, Camelidae.
GGAAGGCCAGCGGGCAGGUGGACAGGCGGUUAGGGACAGCUCCGCGGCCCCCUUACAACUCGUUCCCUUCCCUUACUCCUUCGCAGGGUGGUGGCUGGCGGCGCGAUGGACCUGGCCGGGCUCCUGCUGGACGAAGAAGGCACUUUCUCCCUCACCGGCUUUCAGGACUUCACGUUCCUCCCAGGACACCAGAAGUUGAGUGCCCGUAUCCGAAGGAGACUCUACUAUGGCUGGGACUGGGAAACUGACUGUAGCCUGGAGGAACUCUCCAGCCCUGUGGCAGACAUUGCUGUGGAACUGCUCCAGAAGGCAGCCCCCAGUCCUAUUCGUCGGCUCCAGAAGAAAUAUGUAGCCCAUGUGUCCCGGGAGGCAUGUAUCUCCCCAUGUGCUAUGAUGCUAGCUCUGGUGUACAUUGAGCGGCUCCGGCAUCGAAACCCAGACUACCUACAGCACGUAUCAUCCUCUGACUUGUUCCUGAUCUCCAUGAUGGUGGCCAGUAAGUACCUCUAUGAUGAAGGGGAGGAGGAGGAGGUCUUCAACGAUGAAUGGGGAGCUGCUGGGGGUGUGGCCGUGCCCACUCUCAAUGCCCUGGAGAGGGGCUUCCUGAAUGCCAUGGAUUGGCGUCUCUACACUGACCCUCGGGAGAUCUUUGAGGUGCUGAGCUGGCUGGAGAGCUGCGUGGCUGAGCAGCAGGGGCGGCGGCGGGGCUGGUACACCUACACAGACCUGUGUGUGCUGCUGGAGCAGCCCGCCUGGCAGCUGGCUCUGGGAUCCCUCUGCCAGCAGCUGGCAAAGCUGUCCUGCCUGUUAGCUAUGGCAUAUGUGAGCAGUGUGGCCCUGGCUGUGGCAUCGAUGGCUGUAAUACACCAGUCCUUGGGGCUGUCCUGCAGUCCCCCGCCUGGCCCCCCAGACCUUGGACUAGCCACCAGGUGCCUUUUGGAACCCUGCAUACCUUCUCCUGUGCCACAGUGCCUGCCAUCUCCUGCUAACAUCUCCAGCUGCCUGGAAGGCGACGUAGGGCUGCACUCACUCUGGGGAAGUCUUCUGGCUUCACUGACUCCCCAGCCAUUGCCUCCCCCAGAUCCUCCUGCACCUCCCACUCUUCUCCAUAACUGCCCCCUUUGCCAGAAGCUCCAGAAAGACUUCCCAGCCUGCCGUGCCUGCCACCACCUCAACCAUACUGUCCCCACCGGGCCCCCCAGCCCAUGGUACCACUCCCAUGGCCUGGCUCCACCCUGGCCUUGGAGCCCAAUGCCCCCUCUGCUCCCGCAGCCCCAGCAGUGUUCCCUUUUCAGCAUCAUGGAACUGGCCCGCCUCAAGUCUUUCAUUUUCCCUGGCUAGGUAGGGUUCUGAGGAACACAGUAAGAGGAUUUGGGAGUCCCUGAGAACCUGGAGGAGCAGAGCUUGAUCUGGGUCCUUGGCUGGUCCCCUGUCCUCCUGGGUGAUGGAGCUUAAGAGGGUCAUAGGGCAGAGGGACUGAAGGUCAUUUGCUCUCCUAGACCUCCGUGGCCAGCUGCUUGGCCAGAGCAGUGAUGGUGCCAGGGAAGGCUUCAGCUUGCUGACUGGGGCAUGUCACAGGUGGGCAGGGGAGAGGCCCCCAUCUCUCUGUCACCCCUGGUCUCCUAGACUUUUGCUUUUGAGUUUCCUAGGAUGGGGCAAGGGAGGGAGGAAGCUUUGACCAGGGUCUGUGUGAUGUCCCUGAGGCAAGAGAGGCAGGGACUGAUAGGGCCAAGGUGGGAGCUGCUGAGGGAAGGCAGGGUGAGGUGGGAAACCCUCUCCACACCUGUCUCUGGGACGAAGUCUAGAGGAGCCAGGGGCUGCUGGGACCUCAACGCUGAGGGUUUGCCGUCUUGUCUUCCAACCUUCUCUUCUUAGUCCCCUGCUCCUGAGCUUCCCUCUCUUCCUGUUCCUCUCCUGGUGUUCUCUUCACAGGCUUCUCUGGCCACUUCUUUGUAUCUGGGGUUUUCAUGCUUUUGUAGAACUAAGGUUUCAAUAAACAGUUUCGGUUGCAUGGCCUGGACUCUUCCUUCUGCGGCAACCCUCGAAGAGCUUUCCCCCAUAUCUGCCUUCUCAGCCUCCCUACUUCCUGGCACCGUCAUCUUGCAACUCAUUCUCUCUGAGCCCCACUCCAGAGUGUCCCUGUUGUUUGAUGGUCAUAGGUUCCCAUUUCAAACUCCCUCUUCAUCCCUGCUCCCAGCACCCUUGACCCUGCUCUUAGCACUGCUCGGCUUGGGUGCGGUGGUGAGUGUCCCAUGACCAUUGGUAGCCCUGUCUGUAGGAAGUUCUGAGUGAGCACCAUCUUUGUGGAUCCUGAAGCACAUCUCAUGGACAGAGGCCAAGCCGAGAAUCCAGCAGAGCCCCAUGAGCUCCUUGAGGGCAAGCCCAAGGACACCUUAUCUCUAUCCUGACUUCCUUUCUGGUCUGACACAUGGUUCCAGUCAGUGUUGCUAAAGAGAAUACCGAGAUUGAGUUAUCAUUGGAAGAAGGAAAACUGAGCAGCUAGCUGGACUGUGGGUAUUUGGAACCACCUACUGUGACCCACAGCAGGGGUGGUACUGCCCCCUAGCGGGUAUUUUGGAAAUUUACAGGGCAUUUUUGAUUUGAAGGGGUGGGACUUACUGACAUUAAGUUUGCCUGCGCAGGAUGUCACACAUCCUGAAUUGCUCAGGAACCCCUCUUUUAUGAAGAAUUCCCAAGACAACUUUUGAAUAAUCAGAUGGACAUUAUGUAUAUGAAAAGCCUGUUUAUAUUUAUCUGAGCCUAGAACUAUCCAACUUUUUACAUGUGAACACAGAAUAAUUUUUGCACAUUUGGAAAAAGAGUUUGCCAGGAAUGCACCUCUGUGUAAAUUAAAACUAUACUUUGCUUUUUUCAUCACUUUACCAAGAACUUGUUCACUAUUUUGGAACAUCAGGUUACCAAUGGCAGCACAUGUGUCAUCAGGAAAGCACUAACAUCAGUUAGUAUUGUAGUUAUCACAUCCAUGGUGAUGCUACAUAUGGGGGUGGGCACUGGGCUACUUCAUUAUCUUCUGGUUUAUCUGGGCCCAAGCUUUCAUAUAAUAAGGACAUGACUGUAUGGAAUAUUUGUACAUACUUGUCAUUAUGCAGUAUUUAUUUUUAAAGUUGGUGUAUUUUUUUUUUAAUUUUCAUAUGUCUGCACCUCAACUUUGUGGCUUAGUCAUGUAAGUAGAACUAUUCCGGUGAUCAUUGCUGCACUGUACAUAGUAUGUUUUAAAAGUAAAGGGAAUUCCAGUUGAAAAAAAAAAGGCAAAUUAGUCCUGUAAUGAACACCAACUAAUGCAAAACUCAAAUUCAUUCUGGUGAUGGGAUUUAACACUUUAAGUAAAACAUUUUCUUUACCAAAAAAAUGUAUAACUCUGUCUACUCUGGUUUUAAGGAUACUAUGACUUCUUCAAAAAGUACUGAGUGAUAUAUCUCUAUUUUUCAAUGAGUAUUAUAAAAACUGUCAGUAUUCAAUAGAAUAUGUAAUAAAUUCAUAAUUACACUUGGAAAA